Amborella trichopoda is the source of this 1669-nucleotide messenger RNA. Its product is annotated as increased DNA methylation 2. Gene Ontology annotation, cellular component: nucleus. Lineage: Eukaryota; Viridiplantae; Streptophyta; Magnoliopsida; Amborellales; Amborellaceae. The record is from RefSeq and is a predicted model, not a curated record.
ACGCGGGAUUAUACAAAUGUGGUCCUGGAGACACAGGAUGAGCCUCCCGUCGUCUCUCUCCCCUAAAAACAUCAUUCAAACAUCUUUUUAACCUCACUUCGCUCUCUCUGCCUUCUGAGCACCGUGACAAACUAGAAUGAGAAGCACAAGGUCCAGAAAGCGGAUAUAGCACCGCUGCAACUCUCUGCCUUGCCCUUUCCUUCUUACUGUGACCUUUGGAUACAAACAAAUGCAACAUGGACAGUUUGUUCCAGGCGGCUGCUUCUCUAAGCCCUCCUCCAGCGCCUGAAACCUCCUCUGGUUCCAAUCUACCCAGAUUACGCAGUGCAACGACCAAUGACCAGCGGUUCCUCUUGCUGUUCAUCAUGGGUAACUAUUUUGGGCCUGAUGUCAAAUCUGAGGAGCCGAGGAAAUCAGCAAAUCAACGUUUGGCUGAGGGUCUACCACCGUACAUAUCUGAUCACUUGGGUGGCUCAUUCGUACAAGUGGCUGAAAUCGAGCGAAUCUAUUUUUACAUUCUGAGAAAUUCAGACCCAUCUGUCCAAGUCAAGCUCGCUUUACUACACAAAUUCUUCCUUGGUCGCCUCUCUUCUCCUGAGCAUGAUGCCAAUGCGGACCCACGACAGUUUCCUGAUUUUUUUCCUUUCCAUUUGCACAGGCAGGCUGUGCAUAGGGGACAACAAAAAGUGGUCGAAAAUAUUGUUUUUAUUCAUGAUCCUGAUGUUUCAUAUGUGAAGCAAGAAGACAUUGGUAGGUUCAAGAAAUUAACUGGACUUGAAAAUGUCUCUUUGGAGAGAGCGGCAGCGAGGGAGUAUAACCCUGGUUUGAGCAUUGAUGGAUUGGAAGAGUGGCAAGCAAAUGGGAAGCUGCCUUUGAAAAGGCCUUCCUCUCGUAGUAACAAUCGUAAGAAGAGGAAAGAGAGCGAAAACCUAAAAACCCGCAUCACACCGAUGUCAAAACUCCUAUCAAGAGGUCAUCAACUGCCUUACACUCCCCCAACUACAGAGAAAUUUUGGCCAGUGGAGAGAGUUGGGCCUGCACUAGUCUUUCUUCCUUCGCAUCCUUCAAGGGAGGAGUGGGAUGCAAUUGCUGGCGCUGCCAAUGGUGGGAUUUCUUUGACUGGGACUGUUGUGGUAAGGCAACCGGGGCCAUUAAUUGGGCUUGUUGAUAUUGGUGUGUCGGAGGAUUCUUAUCUCUUCCGCAUAUCCUUACCUGGUGUAAGAAAGGAUGAGAGGGAAUUCAGCUGUGAAGUCGAAUGUGAUGGGAGGGUGAUGAUAAGAGGGGUGACGACAACUGGAGGCAGGCGGGUAUUCAAGUUCUCACGCGUGUUUGACAUGCACACUCAGUAUCUCUGCCCUUCUGGGGCCUUCACUAUCUCAUUUCAGUUGCCGGGGCCUGUGGAACCCCAAGAAUUUUCAGGAAAUUUUGGGUCUGAUGGAAUUCUUGAGGGAGUGGUCAUGAAAGAAAGAAGGGUGCCAUGAGAAGCAUGUACAUUAUUAAUAAGGUUAGCUGGGAUUCAAACGCUGGACAUUGUGAUGCAGCCGUUAUGCCAAGAGCCCCAACCCCCCCUCUUUUUUUUUUUGUUAUUUCCCCAAGUUGAAUCCCCUUUGUAACGUUUGAUUAUGCUCUGAGGAUAUAACAAAUGCAGUACACAAUUUUCUGAUAUAUU